Messenger RNA from Menidia menidia (Atlantic silverside), 2919 nucleotides. The record is from the annotation of a GenBank genome assembly. NCBI's taxonomy places the organism in Eukaryota, Metazoa, Chordata, Actinopteri, Atheriniformes, Atherinopsidae.
GACCCCCCUCGGAUGGACGCUGGCUGGCUGGACUCGAGCCCUCGGCGGUUAUUUAAGCCCGCGACCAGGUCGCUGUCCACCUGUCCAAUGACUCCACGGGUCAGCCGUGUCCCGGAGCAGCGCGCCCUGGCCCUUUAAGUCUCCUCAGGAGUGGAGGAGUGGACGGAGGAGAGCGGAGCAGACUGCAGCAGCACUAACCCAGCUGCCGUUUCACCACCUGCCAGCAGAGCAGAGCUGAACCGAGCCGAGCCGAGCCGAGCCGUGCGGUGGGCAGCAGCCUCUGCCUCUCAUCGCCACGCCGCGUCCCGAAGGGGAAUGGGGGGGCACCAAGCCCGCCUGCUAGCCACUUAUUAGAGACCCCCGCGAGCGGAAAAGGCUGACCAGCAAGAUGGUAUCGUGGAUUAUUUCGAGGAUAGUUGUCCUUGCCUUUGGGACUCUAUACCCAGCGUAUUCCUCCUAUAAGGCCGUCAAAACGAAGAACGUGAAGGAAUAUGUCAAAUGGAUGAUGUACUGGAUCGUGUUUGCGUUGUUCACGACUGCAGAAACGGCCACAGACUUGUUCAUGUCGUGGUUUCCAUUUUACUUUGAGCUAAAGAUCGCCUUUGUGAUCUGGCUCCUGUCCCCGUACACAAAGGGCUCCAGCGUCCUGUACCGCAAGUUCGUCCACCCGACUCUGUCCAACAAAGAGAAGGAGAUCGAUGAGUACAUCACACAAGCCAAAGACAGGAGCUAUGAGACCAUGAUGAGGUUUGGAAAACGGGGUCUGAACCUCGCUGCCAAUGCUGCCGUCACUGCAGCCACCAAGGGACAGGGCGUGCUGUCGGACAAGCUGCGGAGCUUCAGCAUGCAGGACCUGACCCUCAUCAACGCCGAGGACGACCUGGUCCUGCACGGCGCCGACAUGCGCACGCGGCGAGACCCCAUGGACGAGAUGAGCUCGGGGGCCAGCACGCUGCCCCGGGCCCGGAGUGCCGCCACACGGCAGACCCGCUCCUCGGCCGCGGCAGCUCUGUCCGACGACGCCGCGUCCCAACACAGCUCUGACCUGUCGGACACCAGGACCGAACACUCGGACGACGACAUGGGAGACAAAGCUGCCAAACGCAGCGCCAGCACCAAAACGACCAAGAAGCCCGUGGCUGCGAAGACAGAGACUCAAGCCAAGACGGUGAAGAAGCCAGCAAAGAAAAAGACCACAGCGAAUAACGCAGAGACCCCUCCAUGAGUCCUGCUGUCCACGUCCACUGGCUCAAACCCGCUCCACCCACAGCCUGCAGUCCCUUCCUUCUGUUUGGUCUCCACACAGACACACACAUCCGCCCCAGAUUUAUCGAAAAAAAUAUCCCUCAGACACUUAAAAAAAUAGCCUAAUUUCUGCUGGAUUUCCAGAACAAUUUGCCAACUUUGUUUUUGUGGCCACUUGUAGUUCACUGGCCUGUUGCCUGUUUACUCACAGCGUCAGACUAUCUUUAAAUGGUUAAGAAUCUGGCCAAAUGAGCUCCUUCUUUUCUUGCAGUGUAUCUCGUUUAGUUUUCAGCCCACAGAGGCUGACCAUGUUUUAAUGAUUGCUGAUAAAAACAAUCCUGUCUUUGCUCCAAGUUAUCCAGAUUUGGACCGCGCCCACGCGUUUCUGGUGGUUUCUAACAGCUGUGGGUAUUGAAUCUUUACGUUUUCGUGACCACAGAGGUAGAAAUCCUCUCCUACCACAGAGGUAAAAGUCGUCUGAAAGAUGCAGAAGGCCAAAAUAUUCUAGAGUGGUGAAAAGGGGUGUAAACUAAAGCUCCAACCCCUCUUCACUGCACCCACACACACACACACACACACCUAUCUGGAACGUCUUCUUGAAUGUUUUGUCUCAUUAAGCUUACAUUAAAUCCUCUGUUCUAUGUUUUAGUAUCAUUUUACAACAGUUAGGACAUCUUUUUCCUGUAUUUUUUACGUCUAUUUAUUCCUGUGCUGGUCCAGGUGAUUGGGUGGUAUGUUUAAUGCUGGCUUAUGACCCAUCACUUAGACACCACUUUUAUUGUUGUUUUACUAAAUCUAGAAUGAUUAUUUUCUGAUAUUUCUGGCCAUCUAACAUCCAUCAAACCUUGAUGGAGCCUGGGUAAAGCCACGGUGCAUACCAACAAUGAUCCAAGCAAAAGCAACACGGGCAGACCAAGAGUUUUCUGCCUCCGGCUGUUGUUUCAGACAUGGAGGAAGAGCUGCAGGAGGCUGUGGGUGUUCUGGUGGUACUGGACACGUGGGUGCCAGUCACUGCACUGGACAUGUUUGUUCCCUGAAUGCACCAAAGCAUGACGGCGUGCAUUGCUGCUGUGUGCAGUGACAGUGUGAGCCUGUAGGGGGAGACAAAGGCCGCCUCACCUCCAGAAUAGGUGGAAACACACACUGUAAACGGUGACCCUGACUGUACAUACAGGUUGAGCUUGCUUGCCUUAUUCAUUCUCUGGGCAUAGGUACAUUAAGGUUCUUUUUUUGUGUCACUUCUGCUUUUUGAGGUUACUUGUACAUCAUAUCAGACAACAGGUUUUUUUCUUUUUUGCUGCCGAUUAAAUGGAAUCUGCUUAAAUCUAAGUAGUGAUUCAACAUUUGCAGCUUUUACAUUUAAACACAUGCACACAGAGUGUUUUAGGGCCAAAGGCUCAUAAAAUAUAUUUAUUUCCUUGAUUUGACGGAAUCCAUUUCAUCAUAUCAAGAAACAGAGCUGCAGUUUAUCUGGUGUCCCACUCUGAGAUAUUUAUUGCUGAUUCUUUUGUGUUUUUAAAACUGUAUUGUGUAUAGGGAUGUUCAUUUGUAUAUCGUUUGUGUUGGUUCUCAAGGCUUCCUCUCAUAAAGGAUGAAGGUGUGUGUGCUGGCACAGUUGUACCGAAUAAGGUCAUGCAUCAUUAAAGAAACUACUAAUAAAAAGUUAAAAGUGUA